UUCAACCUGCCGCUGGAGCUCAAACCGCGCGGCUGUGCCCGAAGCUGGGUCUGUCCCCCGGCUCGGCUGCCGCCGGCGCGUCGGGAACCCGGGCGUGAUGGGGUCCCAGGGGAAGGUCGGGAGGACACAGGUGCUUCUCUUCGCGUCGGUGAUCCUGUGCUCGCUGGCGCGGGGCAGGGGCGCAGUGUACACUUCGGAGUCUGAAGUCAGAGUUCCCGAGAAUAAACCUGCCAAGUUGUCCUGCUCCUACUCCGGCUUCUCCGCUCCCCGGGUGGAGUGGAAGUUUGCCCAGGGCGACAUCACCAGCCUCGUCUGCUACAACAACAAGAUCACAGGCCCCUAUGAGGACCGGGUCACCUUCUCGAACACCGGCAUCACCUUCCACUCCGUGACCCGGAAGGACACAGGGACGUACACCUGCAUGGUCUCGGACGAAGGCGGCACCACCUAUGGGGAGGUCAGCGUCCAGCUCACUGUGCUCGUGCCUCCGUCCAAGCCCACGGUGAACAUCCCCUCCUCUGCCACCAUCGGCAGCCGGGCGGUGCUGACCUGCUCGGAGACGGACGGCUCCCCGCCCUCCCAGUACCUCUGGUACCGGGACGGGGUCCCCAUGCCAUCAGAGCCCAAGAGCAGCCGUGCUUUCAGCAACUCCUCCUACAGCCUGAACCCCAAGACAGGGGAGCUGGUCUUCGAUCCCGUCUCAGCCUCUGAUUCGGGAGAGUACUCCUGCGAGGCCCAGAACGGGGUUGGGACGCCCAUGAUGUCCGACGCGGUGCGCAUGGAGGCAGUGGAGCUGAACGUGGGGGGCAUCGUGGCCGCCGUCCUAGUAACGCUCAUUCUCCUCGGGAUCCUGGUUUUCGGCAUCUGGUUCGCCUACCGCCGCGGCUACUUUGACAGGACGAAGAAAGGGACCGAGAGUAAGAAGGUCAUCUACAGCCAGCCCUCGGCCCGCAGCGAGGGCGAGUUCCGACAGACCUCCUCGUUCCUGGUGUGACGCGGCCCUCCUCGGCCCCAGCCGGCCUUACGCAGGUGCUGCCGGACUCUGGCCCCAGAUGCCGUGGUUUCACGGGGCGUCGUGCGUGUCUUCUGGCCCGCAGGGCCCCUUUCUCCUUUGUUGGGAUGUGUUUUCAAUCCCGUGGCCGGGAGCCCCCGCCC
Phyllostomus discolor (pale spear-nosed bat) is the source of this 1155-nucleotide messenger RNA. It is a transcript of the gene F11R, whose product is annotated as F11 receptor. Lineage: Eukaryota; Metazoa; Chordata; Mammalia; Chiroptera; Phyllostomidae. Gene Ontology annotation, biological process: intestinal absorption; regulation of membrane permeability; establishment of endothelial intestinal barrier. The transcript is spliced from 10 exons. Gene Ontology annotation, cellular component: bicellular tight junction. The record is from RefSeq and is a predicted model, not a curated record. The coding region runs from base 98 to 994 and encodes 298 amino acids.